GUUAUUAAUUGACGAGGUCUCAUAUAUAUCAUGGCAAAAUCUAGCUUUGUUAUUACUUCUCUCUUUAUAUUUUCUUGUAUAAGCAGCCUUGUAAUUCAUACUAAAUCUUACCGUCAUUAUCCUCAACCUGAUGUAAGAGCAAGCUUAUUUAUUUUCGGUGAUUCACUCUUUGAUGCUGGAAAUAAUAACUACAUCAGAACUAUAGGCCAGGCCAAUUAUUAUCCAUACGGUGAAACUUUCUUUAAGUACCCAAGUGGUAGAUUUUGUGAUGGUCGACUUAUCUCAGAUUUUAUUGCUGAGUAUGCUAAGCUACCUUUCAUUCCACCAUAUUUGUACCCUGGAAAUCAUGAUUAUAGCUAUGGGGUGAAUUUUGCUUCAGCUGGAUCUGGUGCUUUGUUCGAGACUGGAAGAGAUAUAGUUGUGAUAGAUCUUAAUACUCAGCUUGAAUAUUUCAAGAACGUUAGCAAUCAGCUGAGAAAACAAUUAGGGAAUGCAGAGGCAAAAGCUUUGCUUUCGAGAGCUGUUUUUAUCUUUAGUGUUGGGAGCAAUGAUUACUCAUUCCCUUUCGAAAGAAACAUCACCAUCCCUAACACCCAAAAGUUUGUGGGGAUGGUCAUAGGCAACUUAACCAAAGUGAUUAAGGAAAUUUAUAACAUUGGAGGAAGGAAAAUGGGGUUUUUAAACUUGGAUCAUUUUGGGUGCUAUCCAUACGGUAGAGUGCUUGAAGGGGGAAAUAAUUGCUUUGAUAAAUUCUUACCCUUUAUAAAAUUACACAAUACACAACUUUCCAUGAUGCUAAAAAAGUUGGAAACAAAGCUCAAAGGAUUCAAAUACUCAUUUGUUGACCAGUACACAUUCACGGAAGAAAGACUAAAUCACCCUUCAAAAUAUGGUUUCAAAGAAGAGAAAGUUGCAUGUUGUGGAAGUGGUCAGUACAGAGGACAUCCUAGUUGUGGAGGUAGGAGAGGAGAGAAAGAGUAUGAACUCUGUGAAAAUGUCAACGAUCAUGUCUUCUUUGACUUUGCUCAUGGAACAGAGAGGUUCAACGAACAAUUUGCCAUAGAGGCGUGGAAUGGAAAGCCAAGUGGCUCAGGGUCUUCUAAUCUCAAACGAUUAUUUGAAUAGGAGUAAGCGUGGAGUGGAGACCUUCAUUAAUUUCAUUGUACUAGUACUACAUAUUUCCCAAUAAGUUUCUUUUUUUUUUCCGCUGGAGUUGACCGUGUUGAAAAGUUCAUCUCAGUUAGUCGGGUUGAAAUUUUAUCUCCUAUUUUUCAUUUUUACAGCUCAUUCAUGUUUAGUAUGAAUACUACAAUAAUUGUUUAUUAAUAUUUCCGAUCUAAUUAAUUAUAUAUUGAAUGUUAAUUUUUAUUAUUGGAUUUGAUCCAAUUAAUCUCAAUAAUUUAAUCGAUUCACUAUUCAAUGAAUAUUGGAUUGAAUGUAUUUUGUAUAUAUCUAUUGUUUUAAUUUAAA
This is a messenger RNA of Cannabis sativa, 1470 nucleotides long. Its product is annotated as GDSL esterase/lipase 1. The transcript is spliced from 4 exons. Lineage: Eukaryota; Viridiplantae; Streptophyta; Magnoliopsida; Rosales; Cannabaceae. Gene Ontology annotation, biological process: lipid metabolic process. The coding region runs from base 31 to 1125 and encodes 364 amino acids. The record is from RefSeq and is a predicted model, not a curated record. Gene Ontology annotation, molecular function: lipase activity.